AAGAAAGGAAAGCGGAGUGUAAAAUCACUUCCGUGCUUUGCAAAUUGCAACCGCUUUGGAAAACAACUUCUCGCGAAUCGAAUUGAGAUGGCUCGCCGUGAUGAUCCAAAUCCUUUCGAGGAGGACAACGUCAAUCCGUUUGCAGCGAAUUCUGCGCCGAAAUCGCGGUUGCAUCAGGCUGCGGAGCGGCUGGGUUUUGGUAGCAAGCAUGAUGCUACUGUGGACAUACCACUCGAUACAAUGAAUGAUCCCAGGAAGAAGGAAAGGGAAAUUGCUACUUGGGAAGCUGAUUUGAGGAGGAGAGAAGAGGAUAUAAAACGAAGGGAAGAUGCUUUGACUAGAGCUGGAGUACCGACUGAUGACAAAAACUGGCCGCCAUUUUUUCCGAUUAUUCAUCAUGAUAUUGCCAAAGAGAUACCGGUUCAUGCUCAACGGUUGCAAUAUUUGGCAUUUGCAAGCUGGCUUGGCAUAGUCCUAUGCCUUGCAUUUAAUGUGAUUGCUGUUACUGUUUGUUGGAUUAGAGGGGGAGGCGUCAAGAUAUUUUUCCUUGCAAUAAUCUAUGCAUUGCUUGGAUGUCCUUUGUCAUAUGUGCUGUGGUACAGACCCCUGUACAGAGCUAUGAGGACUGACAGUGCAUUUAAGUUUGGCUGGUUCUUCUUGUUUUACCUGCUCCAUAUUGGUUUCUGUAUUGUGGCUGCUAUAGCUCCUCCAAUUGUAUUCCAUGGGAAAUCAUUGACGGGUAUUCUAGCAGCAAUUGAUACAUUCUCAGAUCAUGUUUUGGUUGGGAUAUUCUACUUGAUUGGGUUUGGUCUCUUUUGCUUGGAGACACUAUUAAGCUUGUGGGUGCUUCAGAAAGUUUACAUGUAUUUCAGAGGACAAAAAUGAAGAUGAGGCUUGGGUGAAAGUUCAAAAAUGCGGCUGAGUAGCAGAAAGUACGAACAUUUAAUAUUUUCCUUCAUUCAACCGGUUGUGUUUGAUGUGAAUAUAGGAGAUUCUGUCGAUUUUGGGAGUGGGUCAGUCCCCUCAAUUUACCAUGUUUACUUUUAUUCUCUUUGUCCAUAUCAAGAUAAUUUUCAUUCAAUUGGCGUUCCUUAGAAUUGCCAUACUCUGCUCUUUGAUCUUUGCAUUCUGGUUGUUACUCAUUUUAUUUUUUACCAAAUCAUGUAAGAUGUUGUAUGCAUUUCUGCACUCUCUAAUACUAUUAUUGGAUCA
Dioscorea cayenensis subsp. rotundata (Guinea yam) is the source of this 1212-nucleotide messenger RNA. Its product is annotated as secretory carrier-associated membrane protein 4. Lineage: Eukaryota; Viridiplantae; Streptophyta; Magnoliopsida; Dioscoreales; Dioscoreaceae. The record is from RefSeq and is a predicted model, not a curated record. The transcript has 12 exons. Bases 88 to 885 code for a protein of 265 amino acids. Gene Ontology annotation, biological process: protein transport. Gene Ontology annotation, cellular component: trans-Golgi network membrane; recycling endosome membrane.